CUGUUACAUGUUCAGGACGAGGAGACCGCAUUACAUUGCGCAGCUGCCCGAGGACAUCUCGAAUGUGUACAGACUUUACUCGAUGCUGGUUCGUCUGUAGAUGAUUUCGAUAACCAUCAUCGAACGCCGUUGCUAUGCGCUUUGGAGAACGGCCACCUGGAUAUCGCUUUGCUCCUCAUCCACAAAGGCAGCAAGAUCAAUGAACCCGACGAUCAUGCCAACACGCCUCUGCAUGUUGCCGCUCGACUCGGUUUACUCACAGCCGUUCAAACACUUUGCCAUUGCGGUGCCAACGUCGAUCUAGCAAACCAGGAUUCGCUGACACCUCUCCAUCUAGCCGCCCGAGAAGGAUUCCUUGAUAUCGUGAGGGUACUUUGUCUUGCCAGAUCGAAUGUGGCCAGGAAAACUAAGGAUGGCCUUACAGCCGAAAUAUUGGCAUUGGCGUCUGAGCAUACACAUGUGGCAUCACUUCUAUCGAAAAUCAAACAGGACAAUGUUCGCGAAAACUACAUCGAUCAACUUUGCCCACUUCAUGCUCCCCUCAGACGAAUCAAGCUGAAACUAUUCGGGCAUUCACAAACGGGGAAGUCGCGCCUCGUUCAAUCCCUACAUUCUACACGAGGGAUUACUUCGACAAUCAUCGAUGCAGUUUCGCGGCGGAUUUCCGAUCACUAUAGUCCGAGCAAUACGAUGAGUAAAGAUGAUGGAAUCCACUCGGGACAAGGCUCAUCGUUUUCAUCCGAGUCCAAUAACAACUCGUCCGAACAGUGCGUUCAUCUCGUCCAAUGCCCUGCUCAUUCCGCAUACACCAGAGGAAUUGACGUCCAGAACAUCAAUUGUGCCGGUUGUGGUGAAUUUUCCGUGUGGGAGUUCGGUGGUUAUGAGCCAUACCAUAUGGCUUAUGAUCAUUUCGUCGGCAAUACCGACUGUAUUCAUGUGGUCUUAUUUAAAGCCACUGAUAGUACUGAAGAACAAUACAAACAGGUACUGUACUGGAUGAACUUCCUCAAGGGACGAGUCACACCCACUGAACCCAUCGGACAUUGUGGAAUAAUUUCGCGACGAUCAAAAGUCGUAAUCGUCGGAACGCAUGCCACCUCAGCACUUUUCCCAUCGAAAAAUUCUGAAGGCGAGUUUGAAUCGUCAGAUACCGAAGCGAUGUUGAAAACGGUACGACUCCGUUUCGAGACUCACUUCGAUAUCUGUGACAAGCUGCUGCUUCUCGAUUCAACCAAUCCGUCGUGUGCCGGAAUGAAGGCAUUGAAGAACUAUCUCAAGGAGACCAGAGCUACAAUCAUUUCGCGAUUACAAAAACCUAUCGGACUGCUUGAAGCCACGAUGCCUUAUCUGCAGUCGAUGCGAAAGCAGCAUGCCAAUUUCCCGGUGGUUUCGUGGCCAACGUUCGCAUCGAUAGUUCGAACGGAUGUGAAUCCGCUCACUGGGGAUGCACAUUGCCGACAGCUCAUUCAGCAGCUACAGCUUAUUGGCGAGGUAGUCUAUUUGCGGGAUGAGACGGCUGAAAUGGACUAUGUGGUUUUGAAUCCGGAGUGGCUUGGCACCCAUAUCAUCGGACAGCUUCUCAGUGCCGAAUUCCUUUCCAGAUGCCGAAUCAACGGCAUAUACUCGUUAGAACACUUUGCACCGAUAUUCCCCGAGAUCCCUGAGCCAACAGAUCUGCUGCGAAUGUUGGAUGUACUGCAACUGUGUGCUCCUGCUGAACCAGAUUCCGAAGAAACAUUCGAAUUCCCUGCUUUCAUACUUGCUACUGAAUCGCCAGAUGUUUGGGUCCGUAACAAGUCCACCUAUGUCUAUGGAGGUGUUCGUGUUCAUCCUAUGCGAGGAAUGGAGCGAUCAUUACAAAGCACGUUCCCACGGAUUCAAGUGGCACUCCGCCGAAGUAUGCAUGACUUCCAGGAUCCUAUGGACGCAGAUUUGAUCCAGUGGGCUGGCUGUAGUAAGAUGUCUUCUGGUCAAAUGGAAGCUCUUGUUAGGAUACGUGGGGAUGCAGUUGAGGUACAAGUCCGAGGACCAGCCGAACGGGCCACUUCUUGUUUCUAUUUCCUGGAAGACGUUGUGAACCUGGUAGAACAGACGGCUAGCGAAGUAGCUCCCGGCAUUGGUCUUGAGCGACAUUUCCUUAGCCCAAAGGCUCUACAGGUAUAA
Molecule: messenger RNA, 2163 nt
Organism: Haemonchus placei
Lineage: Eukaryota; Metazoa; Nematoda; Chromadorea; Rhabditida; Trichostrongylidae
Source: the annotation of a GenBank genome assembly